UUCCCAUUCAGAGCUUUCCGUCGUUGCUGUGGGCGAACGACGUCCGCGACGAAUUAUUCGCAGUGUCGCGGUCCGAAUACGCGUCGAAGCGGCGGAGAGGGGCAGACGGGGGGGGAGAAGGAACAAAAUGACGACGUCUUUAGGACGUUGCUACGAAAAAUUUUAAGAGAGACACGCGCGUCAGUAAAUGCUAGGUUAAUCCCAGCCAGGAAAGUAAUUAGGAUUCCAGGAAAGAAAGGGAAAUUGGAAGUGAUACAUCGAAUACGAGAAAAGGUCACUCGAGUCGAGAGUCUGGGGAGAAUGUCGGGAAGAGUCCGCUAAAGUGAAAGUCGGAGAAAUUAUAAUCGGUCAGAGGGAGCACCGGGAAAUGUUGGAGAAAACGUGGCAACUGUAUUCGCGAAAUGACGAUCGAGUCGAAACGAAGUUCUAGAAUUUCUCGCUGUUACGGAAAAGAAAGACACAGAAUGUGCAAGUACAUAAAAGAUGCAAGACGUCUUCCCGGGCAACGUUCCAUUCGUAUCUAGAAUAAAGUUCGAGCAAUGAAGGACGACGCAACGCCAUUUCAGGAUAACGCGUUUAAAGGAGCACGCGUCACAGAUCCAUCUGCACUGCAUCGUGCGAUUGACACAGACAAGAUGGUCGUCGGAGAACCAAGUAUACACAAUAUAAUGGGGGGGAUGGAGAGCACGGGUGGUGUGCGUCUUCAUAAUCACAAGCGAAAGUUGAAGCAGAGGUUUGACAUAAUAAAAAAGCUAGGACAGGGCACUUACGGGAAGGUCCAAUUAGGAAUAAACAAGGAGACCGGCCAGGAGGUGGCGAUUAAGACGAUUAAGAAAUGCAAAAUCGAGACGGAGGCGGAUCUGAUAAGGAUACGAAGAGAAAUACAGAUCAUGUCGAGUGUUCAACAUCCGAACAUCAUUCACAUCUACGAAGUCUUCGAGAACAGAGAAAAGAUGGUGCUCGUGAUGGAAUACGCAGCGGGCGGUGAAUUGUACGACUACCUGAGCGAACGCAAGGUUCUGAGCGAGCACGAGGCCCGUAGAAUAUUCCGGCAGAUAGCCACCGCUGUGUUCUACUGCCACAAACACAAGAUCUGCCAUAGAGACCUGAAGCUUGAGAACAUCCUGUUGGACCAAGUCGGAAAUGCCAAGAUAGCCGACUUUGGUCUUUCGAAUGUGUUCGGCGAGCAACGAUUGUUGAGCACGUUCUGCGGUAGCCCAUUGUACGCUAGUCCGGAAAUAGUGAAAGGGACUCCUUAUCACGGGCCGGAAGUGGACUGUUGGAGUUUAGGUGUGCUGCUCUACACCCUGGUUUACGGUGCUAUGCCCUUCGACGGGUCUAACUUCAAGCGACUAGUCAAACAGAUCUCACAGUCCGAUUACUUUGAGCCGAAAAAGCCAUCCCCUGCUUCACCGCUUAUAAAGGAGAUGCUCACCGUGUGCCCGGGCAGACGCGCCGACGUCGAAAGAAUUUGCACCCAUUGGUGGGUGAACGAGGGCUAUGAGCAGAAUUGUCUCGACAUCGCCGAGGACUUGGCAGCUCAGACACCCGUGCGGCUGGACCUGUUGCUAUCCUUGGUGCCGCAGUCGGCUAGCGCCGAGAAACUGCUUGUGGGCGAUCAACAGGCGGGCGGAGACGUCGCGAACAACAUGUCUUCCGAAACUUUAGUGCCUACGAGGUGUCACUCGGUCGGUAGCUUGAUGGAGCUCGAUCAGAACAGCUCUGACAGAAGAAUUAGGGAACUGUUCGAUGAAGAGCCGAGAUCUUCUGCGGCCGGGGGAGACGCUAAGAGGAAACUGGAGACGACACCAUCGAUGGAUGAGACGGCCGCGGCGGGCGUGAAGAGGAAAGAGAGGUCCAGACGGAAAGAGAGGUCGGAUGAGAGAGAACCCAGAGCGUACAGAUCCUCAUCGAGACAUCAUUCGGCCCCGAUCCCGAAUUCCAUAUCAGAGGAAGCGAUGGAAGUGGAGCCGGCAGCAGGCAUCGUGACUGUUCCUACAAGUAAGACUGUCGAUUUGGACAGGAUCGAAGGUGCGGCAGCUUGUUUAGAGCUGAUCGAAGAAUCAAAAGAAAGAUCGCUGAGUAAGGAAAGAUGCCAAACACCGCCGGUGGACGAAUACGAGGAGCCGCGCGAGCCGAUGUCCGCCGAGAGCGCUCAGCAGAUCUACGAGCCUAAUCAAAAGGUCAGCAACGUGGAGGACAUGUCUCCACAAAAGUAUACCAAGUCUCCCAGCAACAGUUUCUAUGAGGACGUAGGCGGUAACGCUUCAGAGAGCUCGAGUAAUAAUAAUAAUAAUAAUAAUAAUAAUAAUAAUAAUAAUAAUAAUAAAAUAGCGCAUGAGACAACGCAGCCCAGCAAGAAAUCAGAAUCUGCCUUCGAAUCAAAAGUGCCAAAUGAAAGUGACACGAAUAGCGUGAGGAACGAGGCGUACUUGCCACGAGACACGCAACAGCAAUCGGAGCCGACGGAGGGAGACUUCAAAAAGCUCAAAGAAAAAGCGCUCUCCUUGGACUCCGAGCUGUCGAACGAGGCGGCGUGUCCGCCCGCCAAACCCGUCGAGAGACGGCGCUCCAAGAUAUUCGAGACCGCCGAGAAGUUCAAUCAGCUGACGUCUACCGCGGACAGCGAGAAACCCAAGAAGAUAUUUAUUCCUGGUGUCAAUGUGGGGGGCGCGAAGCGAGCGUUUGAACGGAAAGCUAGCCUGUCGUCCAUAACCGCACCUCCGCCCGCGAAAGCGAGCGCGUCCAAAAUGAUCAUCGAUGUGCCAACGGAAAAGAAAAGCGAGACGAAUGAGAAGCAACAGCAGCAGGCAACGAGUGAACAGACGAUGGCAGCAGCUGACGAUAAGUCUGAUAACAAACGAGACGAGGCGAAGAAACGCGCCGUCGACAUCAUCACCGGCGCCAUCGGCAAGCCCCCGAUGCAGAGGAAGCCGAUGAACGGCUCGCCGCCGAUAUCGCCUCAGAGUUCGGACUCGAAGAAGCUUGGAUUGAAGAUACAGGUGGCGCCGAAUGACGUGAGAUCAGCCACGGUGUCGGUCUCUACACCGGUCGAGACGAAGUUUGGCUUCGACACGAAAUCUUCACCCGCAGCACUCGAGGCAACCAUAACUAGCGCGUCCAACACGGCAACUGGCGAUAGAUCGCAGUUGGAGGAACCCAAAAUGUCUAGCAAAAUGGAGAUAACGUUGAAGAGCGCAACAUUACCCAGACGAAAGACGAGCAAAGCCGAGAUCACGCUUGCCGGAGCGAAACCGCCUGAAACGGUGGCGUUUAAAUCCGAGGUGGAGGCCAAGAUCGAUGCUUUUCAACCGCAGAAAUUGCGCACGCAGAGAUCGGAGGUGGCGUUCCCGGUCGCGGCUGCGGUGCCUCAAGCUAACAGAAGUUCUAGUCUAGAACCGGAAAGCCGACCCAAGGCUGCUGCACCACGCGAGAGAAUCAUCCCUAUUCAGGUGGAAACUGAACCCGAGCACGUCCUUCAACACUCAUCCACCUCGCCACCUAAACCACCCAUGUCUCAACGAUCGAUGUCUCAACGAUCGAGCUCUCUAUCCCGUCAAUCGACGGCCGAUUCGGACACUGACAGCGCUCUCGGCUCCACCGUGGGGCCGGAACCGAUCAGGAAGAGCCCGCGGGAGUAUAUUAUUCCCAUCGCCGUGGAAGGUGGUGGUUACGUGACACCCAGGUCGGGUAGUCUUGAGCCGGAGAGCAAGACCAGUACACCGACAAGCGCGAACCCACCGAGGUCCAGAUUCGGCAGGCCGAGGCGAAUGAGCUCUCUCCUGUCAGACGCCAGCGAGGACGAGUCUCCGUUCUCUUCGCUGCAUAGCGAGGACCUGCUGCAAAGGCACAUGCACCGGUUGAGGAGCUCGCGACCGUCGAGGCAGCCGUCUGAGCACGCCGACAGCUUGUCGUCAGGCGAGGACGACGACGACGACGGUUUCGAGUUGCUCACCGCUGAGAAUCUGUUCUCGACCUUACUGUCCAGAGUGCGCAGUCUUACCCAACGGCUCAAUGUCGAUGACAAUCGACCGGGCGGUUUCCCGAGCAGCAGACUGUUCGGCAGACUCGGCGCACAGCCGUCACAAGCGUUCUGGGGCCUCAAUAAGCCGUUGUCCAGCUACGAGAGCUAUGUCGAAACACGGACCAUGACUACGCGGCUUUCCGAGUCACAGUUUAAGCAUUCUCUGAGCCGCGAUGCGGAUAUAUUCUCCAAGAGAGACUCCGCCAGCACGUCCAACCCCGGAACACCCAACAGCCCCGGAUCGCACGGCACUCCCUCCAGGGAGAGUGUCUUCGAGAUCGGGAGCAAUACGUUGCCGAGAGAUAAAGUAGAAACACACGAAGACGUAGAAGCAGCGGAGACGGCGCAAGUCAGGAAGGAGACGCAGGAGUCGCUGGAGCAGAGCUUCACUCCGAGCUUGGCACGCAGGCUGAGCAGGCAGUUGAUCGAGCAGACCCGGCAGUCGUUGCCGCGCGACAAGUACUAUCAGUCGCCUACGAGGGAGACCCUCAGCCUGAUGGCGUCGACCGGCGAGGUGGCGAAGCGUCACUCCGCGUCAGCGAGCUCCGAUCAGACCGAGUACCGGGGCAGGUCGGUCGAUCGCGGUAUCAGACGCGCCAACAGCCUGCUGGAGCCGGCCAAGCAGUUUGAGCGAUUCGAACGGCACUCACCGCGCCGAAGCAUCAGCCUGUUCGACGAUCACGAGGAACACGGACUGUUGCCGCCGUUGCCGCGGCACAUCAUGACCCUCGGUCGCAAGUACAAGGAGUCGGGCGGAGGAGUCAGUGUGGGUAACGCGCGGCGCGACAACUUCCACGGCUACAGAGCGGCCGCGGACAAGAUCCAGGAGGAGCCUCUUGUCCUCGACGAGGCGUCGUACGGCCCGUGCAAAGAGGAGGACACCGACGCCGACAACAACGGCUCCGUGUCGGAGACCACCACGUCGAUCUCCAUGUGCAACUCGAACGCGAAUCUCAUGGACACCACCACGACGUCCAGCGUGUCGGCCAAGUCCUGCGAGACCUCGCCUACGGAGUCGUCGUCGAAUCUGGGCGAUUACGGCAAGUCCUUCUCCACCACGUCCAAGUCCGACGCGGCGUCGCGCAGCUUCGAGACUCGACUCUUGGCCGCGGAGAACCUCAUCAAGGAGUCCAAGCUGAAGAACCUCACGCCGCAGCGGUUCAAUCCGAACCUCAUCUCCCAUUACAAGGACACGGACAAAUGCGACAAGGAGGCGCUCAUCACCAACAAUAACAACAACAACAACAACAACAACAGCAGCAGCAGCACCGGCGCUACCACCAGCGCCACGGCCUCCUCCGCCACGGAGCAGUCGGCCAAUUCUGUCGCGUCCAAGAGGCGCAGCUGCAUCCCAAGUCUGCGACUACGUUCGGGCUCGUUGACUAGGGAAUCCAGCGUCAGCUCGGACCGCAGAAAGUCCUUCGCAGGCUCGCCGGACGCGCUGGUCAGCGUCAGUCGGGAGCGGUCGAUACUCAGCAAGUUCUUCAGAGGCGGCGGCGGCGGUGGCAACAAUAACAACAAAGAUGAGCCGAAGGACAACAAGAGCCAGAAGCAGCCGAAGCAGCAUCGCAUUUCGCGCUUUUUGCGGCCAGACUUCUUCGACACGCCGCGAGAGGAAAGCCAGUACGUGAAGGAGAAGGAGGCGCAGAAAGCGGCGGAGAACGAGCGGCGCAAGUCGAGGUUCAUGAGACGGAAGAGCGAGAGCAAAGACCGCAAAGAGGAGGAGCGCAAGGACGAGAGGAUCUGCAAGGAACAGAAGGACGAGAUAAACACGCUGCAGAAGGGCAAGUCGCUGGAAGCGACCGCCUCGUCGGAGGAUAGAUCUCAGAACGAGGACAAGGAGCGAGUGAAGAUCGAGCGUCAGGGUAGCGGCUCCAAGAGCAGCUUCUUACACCUGCUGGAGAGAAAGCUGGAGCGGCUGCGCUCGAGCGACGAGACCACGACGAAGCAGCCGACGAUGAAUGGCGACGCCGUUCCGGUGGCAAUCGGCGAGCGAAAAGAACGUAGACUGCGUGAGAAUUCCGCACCACCGGUCGAGUGUCCGUCGCCGACCGAGCCGGCGAACUGCGGCCUGUUGAAGCGAGCGUUGAGCGUGGAGGAUCUGCCGUUGAGCAAAGACAAGGUGAAAAGCACGUCCAAGACGGGCGGACGGGUGACGUCGGUGUUGGGCAUCUUCAAGAGCGGGGACGCAAAACUGAAUGCGAACAGCCGUGUUCAGAGCACGAUCGUGAGCAAGCUGAAGAGAAGUCCGCCCAAGUGUGCGAAGACCGAGCUGGAAGAAGACGCUGUCGCGACGACCAAGAUACCGACGACUAAAUUCGCCGGUAAAUUGACGAAGAGCAAGGCGCCGGAGAGCGGCAAGAAGUCGCCGGAAAAGAUCGCGAGUGAGUACAAAAGGUCGCCGCCCAAGGAGAAGUCGAAGGAGUCGAUUUCUAAGGAGAAGAAGUCCACCGUGGAGAAGCAAACGAAGGAGAUGAAGAGAGCGCCGGAGAAAAUGGCGCAAUCAGACUCAUCGGUGGAGAAGAUGAAGGCGCUGGAGAAGGCGGAGCCGCCGAGGAAGUUAUCCGGCGAGUCGGAGUAUCCGCAGAGGGACAACAAGCACGCAGCAGAGUCCGUCAUGAGCGGUGAAGAUAAGAAAUUGUUGAAGACCAAGAAGAACAUCAGUUCCCUGAGCAAGAAUGAAUCGGUCACGAAAAUCGACAGGGGCGACGACGCAGACAAGAAGACGAAGAAGCCGGCGAAGCCGAAGGAAGCCGCGGACAAGGAUGAGAUCAACGGCACCAAGAAGAAAAAGAUCGUGCGCGUCGUGAGGAAGGUCGUGAAGAAGUCGUCCGACAGCUCCGAGAGCAAGUCCGAUGAGAAGGAGAAAACGUCGUCGAGGCCGUCGUUGUUGAGGAAGAAAAUUAUCACGACGAAGAAGGAAAAAAGCCCCGAAGUCGGGAACCCAGUCCCAGUCCAGAGUUCGACUAACAGAGGCAACAAUGUCGAUAAUCAGACUUCGCCCGUGAAAUCCCCCUCGAGGCAGGCGAACCUCGAACCGUCUUCGGACGUUCUUCAGUCGCGAGAAACCUCGUCCGCGAGACUACCCGUCGACUACUCCGUGCAAAACACGAAUUCAGUGCCCAAAAGCGAUACCCUGACGAGCCACACUGCAGCGAGCAAGUCCAGUGCAAGGAUGACGGCCGUCGAUAGCUCGCAGACGAAUUCCGUUCUCCAGAACGUGUCGAGCUCCGCGUCGUCGGCUCAGAGCUCCUCCGGUCCGGUGGCUCGCAAUGCUUCGAACUCCAACGUCAGCCAGACCAGAAUCUCGGAACAGAGUCGACCGAACCGGGCGAGUCUGAAGCUCGACUUGUCCAAGAUACCGCAGCACACGUUCAGACACACGACUCCCAAGAGAGACUCGCCCAAGUCCGACUCGCCCAGGGCGAGCUCGAGUGUCUGCGUUGAGUCACCCAAGACGGACGCUCCUGCCUGCGAAGCAGAUGCCGAUAAGCUGCUGGAGUGCUUGUCGAAGAUGACGUAUCACGCCAACAUCACCGGCAACAAGAUCGUCAUCGACAAGCCUCUGCGAGCGAAGGACGUGGCCGAGCUGAAGCGAGAAGUCACCGAGUGCGCCCGGAUCAUCGAAAAUCACAUUGAGUCGCGAAAUGACCGCAGCAGCCCGCAGCAGCCCGUUGUCGAGCCGAUCGUCGCCGAGAGUACGCAGAACAAGGACAUCGAGAAGACUCUGCCGCGAGAGAUCUUCCCGGCGGAUCCGUCCAGGGAGGUCAACGAGACGGACAACGUGGCGAAAGACCCGGUGGAGGACAGCAUCAGCGAGAUGUUCUCGCCCGAGGAGCCCGAGAGCUUCGACUCCUGGUCGAUCUGCUCGGCCGACCUGAAUCACAAUCGCAGCGACCUGCACUCGCCUACCUCGCCCUCGUACUCUUUGCUCGCGCGUGGCGACAGCUCGGAGUCUGUUAUAGACCGGAUACGCAGACGCAGCUUCUACUCGAGGUUCAACGACCGGAAGAGACCGUCCUUGACGGCGCCACCGCCUGGGGUGAGCAGCGUGACUCUACCCAGAAGGUCAAGCUUCAACAGCUCCAGAGAGUGGGCGCGCAGUAGAUUGUACAGCUACGGAGUCCCCAGGACGAGAGCGGACAAGAGUUACGGUUUGUACGGCGACGAUAUGAAGUCUCCGGUCGACCGGGAGAGAUACAGCGACUCCUUGAACGCGUCGUCGUCGUCGUACGAUCAUCACAGUCCGGAGGCGCGGUCCAUCUUCGAUCAUUACGGCAGCUUGCCGUCUUCCUCGCACGAUUCCCUGAGAAAAUACGUGAGGUCGCCGACGUUGGACCUCGCAACUGCCCGCGCCAAGUAUCAUAGCACGGACAUCAUCACCGACAACGACAUCGUGAACUCAUACAAGAGUCCCUUGUCGAGAUCCUCUCUCAACGAUGCCGUCGCGGACUCCUACCGCAGCAGGAGCAUCUCGGCGACCUUGCCGAGGAGGAAGUACGGCUCGACCGUCGGCAGUCUGGCGCCGAAGAGCGUGGAGUAUUACGAGGAGAUCUUGUCGCCGAGCAACCCCGACUACCUGUCGCCACGCGACAUCUGCAGGUCGCCGCUGCUGGACGGCUACCUGAGCAGGUAUGAGAAUGGAUACCAUCACAACGGCAAUCUGGACCUGCCGCAGUACAGUACAGACAAGCAGAGGUCUUACACGGAUAAGAUGGCGGAUGUGGAAGUCGGUGAAGGGAACGACAGAUCGCUCGGUGAGCAGAAAAGAAACAUGAAGCAACGUCUCAGCGAAGCGAGGGAUAUGUCUUCGACGACCACGGAUGUCUUACCAAACCUGUCUGUCGCCGAACAGAAGCAAUACCUCUCGGACGGAAAGUAAUUUAGGGAUGUAAGGACAUUUUACCGAAUGCGUCUUAUUACUGUAGUAAUUUUAUCAUACGGAUAUAUCGCGUCCGAGUGUCUCGCGUUAUCGCGUUAUCACGGCGAUAAUCAUUGGCGACGGCAAUUGAUGAAGGAUGGAGCGAGGAGGAUCGUGUUCAACAGCUCUGAAACAUAUCGCUACCAUCGAGAUAUAUACACCUUGACACUUUCGGGUUUCGGGACUAUUGUUUUAGGUGUGUGUGUAGUCCUAAUCCUUUCCGAACCGGCGAUUCUAGUCCGAAAUCAUCUGCUACGUCUCGUGUGAGACGUUUCUUCGCUUGGAACGCGGAAUUAAAUUAUUACCUUUUCGUCGUCCCGCGUCGGAAAAGAUUAGAGCCGAGAGAAAUGCGGAAGAAAAUGUCUCGUUGAUUGUGUGAGAUUUUUCAUUCUGGAAUUUCUUCGUAUCUCGUCGGUAACGAAAGACGAUCCGAAUAUCGAAGCGACACGCGCGCGUCUUCUCUCCGUAUCUGAGAGAAUUGAGAAUCUCUGGCUCCAAUAUUUAUAGAGAUAUAAAUAUACAAGUCGGCAGAGCUAACUAGCGGAAGAGUAACGUCGGGAGCUUCGUCUCGCUCAGUGCUGCAAUACAGAUACGUAGUUGGAGCUACGAGGUAUCCGUUUUAAUCUCACGUUUGACGUCACUCACUUGGUCGGCCUAACUCGCGUUCGAAAGUGUCCACUGCUGUAAUGAAUUUAAAUCGUGUGCACGUAGGCUGUUUUCGUUUUUCUUC
Messenger RNA from Harpegnathos saltator (Jerdon's jumping ant), 9675 nucleotides. It is a transcript of the gene Nuak1, whose product is annotated as Nuak family kinase 1. Gene Ontology annotation, molecular function: ATP binding; tau-protein kinase activity. Bases 540 to 8906 code for a protein of 2788 amino acids. The record is from RefSeq and is a predicted model, not a curated record. The transcript is spliced from 15 exons. Gene Ontology annotation, biological process: microtubule cytoskeleton organization; protein phosphorylation; intracellular signal transduction. NCBI's taxonomy places the organism in Eukaryota, Metazoa, Arthropoda, Insecta, Hymenoptera, Formicidae. Gene Ontology annotation, cellular component: cytoplasm.